Magnolia sinica is the source of this 1363-nucleotide messenger RNA. RefSeq names its product vacuolar iron transporter homolog 2-like. The record is from RefSeq and is a predicted model, not a curated record. Gene Ontology annotation, molecular function: iron ion transmembrane transporter activity; manganese ion transmembrane transporter activity. Lineage: Eukaryota; Viridiplantae; Streptophyta; Magnoliopsida; Magnoliales; Magnoliaceae. The transcript has a single exon. Gene Ontology annotation, cellular component: membrane. The coding region runs from base 169 to 864 and encodes 231 amino acids. Gene Ontology annotation, biological process: intracellular manganese ion homeostasis.
UAUUGUCCUUAAAACAGUUUCAGAAUAUUUAAAUGCUUUCCUCUUUAUAAAUAGAUACUUGGAGGCGUGUGCUCUCCACACUUCCCAUCUCCCUUUUCUCUCUAGGCGUGUGCCGUCCAUAAUCCCAAGUAGCCCAAAAGCCGUUCUCUCUUCCUCACUCUACAAACCAUGUCGUCUGCUUCCGAACAUACUCAAGACACCUCCAUUCAACUUACAAUCCCAUCCUCAUUUCCACCAUCCAACCAAAUCCAUGACUUUCCACCAUCCGACCAAAUCCAUGACGAAUCCCAACCGUUUGAUUACGUAUCACGGGCCCAAUGGCUUCGUGCUGCCGUACUCGGAGCCACUGACGGGCUUAUCUCCGUUGCCUCGAUCAUGAUCGGAGUCGGUGCUGUCAACGGUACAACCAAAGCCAUGCUAGUGUCCGGCCUAGCUGGCCUAAUCGCAGGUGCAUGCAGCAUGGCCAUAGGAGAGUUCAUGUCGGUCUAUACCCAAUACGAUAUUGAAGUAGCCCAAAUGGAGAGAGAGAAGAUAGAGAACGGACGUGAAGAGACCGAUGAUAUGGUGGCCCACCUGCCGAGCCCGAUUCGAGCUGCAGUAGCCUCAUUUAUAGCAUUUGCAAUGGGGGCUAUCUUGCCGUUGUUGUCAGGUGGGUUCAUACACACAUGGUCAGUGCGCAUAGGAGUCGUGUGCGCUGCGACUAGCUUGGGCUUGGCCGGGUUCGGCGCUGCGGGGGCCAUGCUUGGUCGUGCAUCUGUGUGGAGAUCUAUGGCUAGGGUUUUAGUAGGUGGAUGGGUGGCGAUGAUAUUCACGUAUGGUGUGAUUAAGGUCUUUGGAAUUGCAUUUGGGUUGAAACUAUCUUAGUAGUAACUCUUCAUGGACUUAAAAAAAUAAAAAUAAGUAAAUAAAAACUAGUAUUUACAUGUUAGUGUAAUUUAGCUUUUAAAAAGUUUAUAUUAGGUUAUUGUGGUGGAUUUAAGUAUGUAUUUGAAAUGGUUUUUAUUUUGUAUAAUUGGAGUCAUGGUUUAGUGAUCUGGACCAUUGAUCUGUUGGUUCUCGCCAUGGAUGGAUUAUGCACUUAAAGUCUCAUCUAUUGGGCAGUCUUAUUAUUUCAAUAUGUGGGCAGCAAAUGGAUGAUUACGAAAGGAAAUACAUCACAGGCUAUAUUCGAGUGGAAGAGUAUAAGAUUGGUGGCUAAGAUCUUUCAAUCUGGAAGAGUUUUGGGACUUGAUAUAUCUACGGUGGGCUGCAAUAUAGAGAUGGUCUAGAUCAUCACCAUGGGGUACACUAGUGCAAACUGAAAUCCUAGGUAUACUUGGUUAUUAUGGGACUGUGGAUCCUUGUAAGAGAAGUAUUUUGUACU